Molecule: messenger RNA, 2463 nt
Organism: Tauraco erythrolophus (red-crested turaco)
Lineage: Eukaryota; Metazoa; Chordata; Aves; Musophagiformes; Musophagidae
Gene: JADE3
Product: jade family PHD finger 3
Biological process (GO): regulation of transcription by RNA polymerase II
Cellular component (GO): histone acetyltransferase complex
Source: RefSeq, a predicted model, not a curated record
AUGAAACGCCACAGGCAUCUAAGCACCAGUGACAGUUCAGACAAUGAGAGUCCUUCCACUUCCUUUUCUUCUUGUUCUAAAUACAGGAGCAAGUCAAAAACACCAGCAAAUGAACAAAAGAAACCUGCUGAGGUGUUCCGCAAGGAUCUCAUUAGUGCCAUGAAACUACCAGAUUCUCACCAUGUCAAUCCUGAUGAAUAUUAUAUCUUUGCGGACACGUGGAAACAAGAAUGGGAGAAAGGGGUUCAAGUUCCAGCCAGUCCAGACACUAUUCCACAACCUUCUCUCAGGGUUGUAGCAGAAAAGGUGAAAGAAGUACUGUAUACACGACCCAGGAAAUACAUCCACUGUUCCAGCCAAGAGCCCACAGAACCAGGUUACAUCAACAUCUUGGAAUUGGCAGAAUCUGUGUGUCGCUAUGACUUGGAUGACAUGGACAUCUUUUGGCUUCAGGAGCUGAAUGAAGAGCUUACAGAAAUGGGAUGUGGACCCCUGGAUGAAAACACAAUGGAAAAGACAAUUGAAGUACUGGAACGGCACUGUCAUGAGAACAUGAAUCACGCUAUUGAGACUGAAGAAGGAUUGGGUAUUGAAUAUGAUGAAGAUGUCAUCUGUGAUGUGUGCCGGUCCCCUGACAGUGAAGAUGGGAAUGACAUGGUUUUUUGUGACAAGUGUAAUAUCUGUGUCCAUCAGGCAUGUUAUGGAAUCUUAAAAGUACCUGAAGGGAGCUGGCUGUGUCGCACCUGCGUCCUGGGAAUACAUCCUCAGUGCCUCCUGUGUCCUAAAAGAGGGGGUGCCAUGAAGGCUACCAGGACAGGGACCAAGUGGGCACAUGUGAGCUGUGCUCUCUGGAUUCCAGAGGUUAGUAUUGCUUGCCCGGAAAGGAUGGAGCCAAUCACAAAGGUGUCUCACAUUCCACCAAGUCGAUGGGCUCUAGUGUGUAGUUUAUGCAAACUGAAAACUGGUGCUUGCAUUCAGUGCUCUGUGAAAAGCUGCAUCACUGCCUUUCAUGUCACCUGUGCCUUUGAGCAUAGCUUAGAGAUGAAGACUAUCCUGGAUGAUGGGGAUGAGGUCAAGUUCAAGUCAUAUUGUCUAAAGCACAGCAAGAACAAACAGAAUUCGCUGCCUGAUGUUGAUGGGCACCCCAAGAGCGUGUCAGACCAGAAGCAAACAGAGAGCGAGAAAACCAGUUUGCGAGCCCAGAAACUCCGGGAGCUGGAAGAAGAGUUUUACUCUCUAGUUAAAGUGGAGGAUGUUGCAGCAGAACUAGGCCUUCCUAAACUUGCUGUAGACUUCAUCUACAAUUACUGGAAAUUAAAGCGAAAAAGUAACUUUAACAAACCAUUGUUUCCUCCCAAGGAGGAUGAAGAAAAUGGCUUGGUGCAGCCAAAAGAAGAUAGCAUUCAUACUCGCAUGAGGAUGUUUAUGCAUUUGAGGCAGGACCUAGAGAGGGUAAGAAAUCUCUGCUACAUGGUAAGCAGGAGAGAGAAACUGAAGUUGUCUCACAGUAAAGUACAUGAACAGGUCUUCAACUUGCAAGUCCAGCUCAUUAAUCAGGAAAUUGCUGCAGGCCAUACCCUGACAAGUGCACUAGAGAACACACUGUUCUACCCACCUCCCAGGAUCACCCUGAAGUUAAAAAUGCCCAAAUCAGCACUAGGAGAUUGCAAAAAUAACUCGCUGAAGCCUGGCAACAGACCGCUCUCUCCUGACAACAACAGCACUGUUUACAGCAAACGGAGCAUGCCGAUGUCAAAGGAAUCGUUUGAAAUUAAAGCAAGAUCUUACUCCAGGUAUCAGCAUGACAGCAGAAGUAACGGGUUGCUGGCAGGGAUUGGCAAGCCUCGGAGCGAGGCGAAGGAUUCUGGCCCCAUGCAGAUGCCGGAGUUUCAUCGGGGCCAGCCGUCCGGGAAGCCCUUAGCGCUCCAGGCUGCUUUGCAUGGACAGUCUUCCAUUGGGAACGGGCGGGUGCAGCAGGAGAACUCAAGGCUGGCAGCCAAGUCCAACGGUCUGAUGGGCAGGGCUGGUGAUGUGAGCCAGAGAGACAGCUCUAGCCAGACGCCCUACGAACAAGAGUCCGUGCUCACGGCUCACUUGGCCAGCCAGAGUGGUUUCAGAAAAUCCACCAUAGAACAUUUUAGCCGGUCCUUUAAAGAGGCUACCAACAGUCUGGUGAGGACCACAGAAGAUCUCCGGUGCUGUGAAAAGCCAACGAGAAGACUUGCAACAAAAGAUCGCUUGUGGAGCAAGCAGACACUUGAAGGUGCUCCGUACCAGGACAAUGACGGGUACUGUCCUGACUUAGAGCUGAGUGACUCUGAAGCAGAAAGUGAUGAAAACAAAGAGCAAGUGAGGUUAAGACGAAGUAGCUCAGAGAGAGAAAGCCCCAGUAAGGACUUUGGAAGAGAUUGUCACAAUAGAAACAAAAAGAAUAUGAUUUCUCACAGUUCAGUACAAAGGUGA